AUUUGGCGACAGCGGAUUUGCGCGUCUUCUAAGUUCUAACCUAAUUUAUCAUGUUUGGAAGAGUCAAUUUACUUUUUUAGAUUAAAUUUAGUUUUAUUCGGCUUCCACAUCUAGUAGUAGAAGAUCAGAUCUAUUGUAAUUUCUGUUUGGAAUUAGCUGUAUUCGAUUUGAAGAAAAUGGAAAGCGAAGAUGGGUGCUUGGAAGAUGGAGAGAUUGUCGAUUACACGCCUCUCGAGAGACCGAUAGAAAUGAUGCAGAAGGCUGUUGAACCUUGUCGACCUGCUGCCCUUCAGCUAUCAAGCGAAGAAGAAGAGGAGAGUCCAUCCAGCUCUGACUCCUCAGAUAGCGAAAGUGAACGGAGAAAAUCUAGGAAAAAGCGAAAGAUGACCAAGCAUUACUCGAAGUUUUCCAAGAACAAACCAAUGAGUAAAUACGAUGUAUGGAGUGUUGGCUUACAGGAAGAAUCGCUUGCUGAAAAUCUAAACAGUUUCAAUGUUGUGAAGACAGACCAAAGCCGCAGUGUUGAGUCUUACAACUACAAAAUGAAGUACGAACUGGAGGACGAUCACCAUUCAUUGCAUCAGCAACUGGGAAGGAAUGACGAUAUUAGAGAGUUCAGAACCAACAAACGUCGCCAUGGAGACCGGGGGAAUGUGCAUAUGAGAUUGGGCAGGAGAGAUAUCAGUCCAGAAGCAAAAGGAUGCUCCAUAAUACUCUUCGACCUUGCCGUUACCAGUGAAAACACAGAUGACGAGGUCUCCAAGGAUAUUGUCGAGAAAUUAUCCGAGAAAAAAGAUGAUCUCAUAUACAGAGUAGUUACUGGUAUCGGGAAAGAGAAGGCAAUCGAAUUAUACAAUGAAACGAAAAGGAUAGAAGAAGAUGGCGGUAUGAUGGUCAUGAAUGGUUCUCGUCGGAGGACUCCAGGUGGUGUUUAUCUCGCUCUACUGAAGCGGGACAAGGACAUUCCUGCCGAAAAAGUCAAAGAAAUUUUCGUCGAUGACAAACUCUGUGACCAACAAAUGAAGAAACGCAGAACAAAGAAUUGGCACAACAGAAGAACACAGCAGCUGAAACAGACUCUAAUCGAAGAUGGUCUCCUGCCACCAUCUCUGCUGACAAGGGCAGAACUAGAGCUGCGCAACGGAGAGAGCUCGACGGAGAGAGGGGAUGGAGUCGAAGGAGAGGGGGAGAACGCUGUCACCAACCCCCCUCCCUCCCCGGCCACCGACUGCGACCAGACCGAGGCCCAAGUCACCACCACUGUCAACUCUCUGGUCACCUAUGACGACGAUUUUCUUGAACUGAAUGCCGACGACGAUAUGGAAGUGUUCUAGUCGCAAAGCCUACUUUUAUUUUCUAUAAAAGUACCGUAUUUUCCUACAGACUAUGUUGACAGAAUAUUUAUAUUAUCACGUACCAAAGGUGCAAUUCCUUAGGCCGGUUACAGAGCUCGACCGACCGUCAGUGCGUACGUCAGUCGCGCUUGUCUUUUUCCGUACAGAGCAGGACUGACGGCACGCAUGCGCACGGUCAGGACCAUGCGUUCUACACUGCGUACGAAGACCAUCGGUCGAGCUCGUGCGCAUCCGUUCCAUCGGUCGACUGAUGCGCUAUUGAAGCAAAUAGAAGCUUUCAGAGCUGUACUGAUCAGUAGCCCGAUCGCAAUGUGCUGACACCUCUACCCUACAAUCAGCUGAUAUUGAAUUGAAUAGCAUAAUGAAUGAAUUCAAUUAAUAGUGUCAUAUUUGAAUUCAGAGUUUUUCUAUUCAUUUCUUCAAUCAGUUCUAAAUUUUUUAUUGGAAAAUCAUAUAUUAUUAUUAUCUACAUUUAUUUGAUCCGUAGCUCAAUGGUGAUACAAGCUCGAAAUAACUCAUCAAAAUUUCUGAUGGACAUUCUGAGGUAAUUAAAAAAUGUAUCUUCAUCCCCAAACAAUGAUGUAUAUAAUGGUAAUAAAUUCCCUUUGAAAUGCUCUUCAUCAUCAAGUUCGCCAUCGGGUGAACUUGAUAUCUACUUCUUUUGCUCCUCCGUUCAAGUUACUAGGAUAAUAAGCUGCAAUUAAACAAUUUGUAAACGCGUUCAUUUUGUGAGUCAGAUCAGUUUGUUCGUCAGGAGAGCUCUGAAUGUGUAAAACUGAUGUAUGAAUGCGUAUGGUCAGGAUGGUACAUACGCACUGACAGUCGGUUGAGCUCUGUAACCGGCCUUAAGGGUCGUUUACAUUAGUCAAGUUUACUUGAAUUCAAGUUUUGUUUAAAAUGAAUGUAUUUUGCAAGAACGGAAUUUUGAAUCACUAUACCAAUGUUGACCCUUCUUCAAGUGUUGUAACACAAAAUAUUUAACACCUUAAAACAAUGUUAAUAUUAUCAUUUACGUAAAGGUGCUAUUCCUUAGCGCCGACACUAUGAUUCUAGCCGUUCAACGACUACAGUAUAUUACUGUAUAAUCUAUUAUGUAUAUCGAUAUUGACAAUAUCGUAAUCUAUAGUAAAUAAUAGCAGCCGCGGGGCGUUUACAUUAGUCAAGUUUACUUGAAAGUUUUGUAUAAAAUGAAUGUACUCUGUCAACUUGAAUCCACUUUACCAAUAAGUUUUGUAGAUGAUGAACUUGUUUGACGUUUGGAUUCAACUUGACUCUUGAAGGUACAGUCACCUACAAAUGGGGAAAUGAGUUAGAAACAAUUGUCAGUCAAUGUAGAAUGUAUGAAAACAACCAAAAAGAAACGUAUAUGCAAGAAAAGUAUGAAAAUUGAGAAGAAAACUUAGAGAUUGAUUCGAUUUUUAUUUGAUAGUUAUAGACUUUUUAGGUUAUGAAAAUUUAACAUGACUGAAUGUCCCUUAUGGAAUUGCAUCUUUUCGUUUCAUUUGAAUCAUUUAUUUUCAAAGCAUCUUUUGUCAUGAGUGGUACCGUAUUGUACGGUAAGGAUUUGCUAUCCUGAAUAUUGUUUCACUUGAAAUAUUUUCAUACUGACUAUAAUAACUGAAUACAUUAUGGUAUUCAUUACGUAUGUAUCAGUUUUUCAUUUGAAACUAUUUUCAAAGCUUUUCAUGCAAUAUGAGAUAUAUACCAAACUGUCCAUCUUGAAUUUUGCUCAGUUGAAGGACUAGAAUAUAUAUUUCGAUAAAUUAUAGUAUCUAUCAAGAAUGUAUCAGUUUUAAUUUUUUGAAAUCAUUUUCAAACCGGUGAUAGCGGAAGAUCUUACAUUUUUCUCUAAAUUUUCUAUUUAAUAAUAUUGUGGCGGCCUUAUGAGGGGAUUGAACAAUUCAUGUAAAAUUGAUUGUGGAAUUCAGUGGAGAAGUUUGUAAAUUUAAUGGAUAUUGAGAUAAUGGGCAAAUAUGCUGAAAAACUCAAUUUCUCAACUUUGAAUAGAAUUUAAAUCUGGAGAAAAAGUGUUAAUUUUUCGUCAAAAACGCACCCAAACUUCACAAAUUAGGAUUCAAAAGAGACAAAACAGCAAACCUGAUUAGUGAGGAUCUUGUGCGUUUUAGAUGAAAAAGUUGAAAACACUUCCCUCCUAAUUUUAAUUUUCUACAAUAUUUCAUAAUUCGAAAUACCAUUCUAACAAUAAGGUAUCCUAAUUAUAUCACUUAGGAGUUGGAAAAGUGAGUUUUUAAGCUUAUUUAGUCCAGUAUCACAAAAAUCAUCAAAGUUAAAAACUUCUAGCUAGAUUGAUUGAAUUUCUCAGCUAAUUUUACAUAAGUAUUGAUCACUCAAGUCCCCGCAUAAAAUAAAAAAUUGCGAAAUUCUCCGUCAUCAUUAUCUCGGUAACAAAGCAUUUCAGGACCCAAAGAAAUUUUUUCGUUAUUUUAAUGUCAGGGAACACCUCACAAAGUUUGUCGGUCUAUUUCAGAAACACUCUGUAUAAAGUACGUCUCAAAUAUUGUUCUAUUUUUCAAUUUUUGUAUGGACCUUAUGUGAAUGUUUUUGUGAAAUACAGUGACCGAAUUCAUGGAAAACGCCGAUUCUAUUCCGCCUAUUAUGAGUAUUGAUGUAAUAGAAAUAUCCUCGUAUGGUAGUAGUAUCAUUAUACUUUUUAUUAUCAGUUUCUUUUGCAAAGUAUUAGGAAAUAUGUGCGAUUUCGUAUUGGCUACCUUAAUUGUAAUAUUUUCUUCAUAAAGUGUACAGUAUUGAUGUAACCAUAUUUUCAUCAUGAUUUUGUGAUUUUUUUGAGCAGAAAAGAAUUGAUAAAAGUGUAUUAUUAUUUGACAAAUAUACAAAUAAUGUAAAUAAAUAACAAUUGUAUUUA
Molecule: messenger RNA, 4239 nt
Organism: Nilaparvata lugens (brown planthopper)
Lineage: Eukaryota; Metazoa; Arthropoda; Insecta; Hemiptera; Delphacidae
Gene: Phax
Product: phosphorylated adapter RNA export protein
Exons: 6
Coding region: 177-1334 (385 amino acids)
Biological process (GO): snRNA export from nucleus
Cellular component (GO): nucleus
Source: RefSeq, a predicted model, not a curated record